CGCGGCCCUGGCGGGCGGCGCGGAGCUGCGGGAGCGUCGGCCUCCUCCCGGCCCCCUGCGCGGCCCUCAUGCGGCGCCGGCGCUGACCCCGGAGAUCCGCCGCUCGCCGUCCUCCCGGGGACCGCGGGGUCGCCCGGCCCCGCCUCCCUUGGCGGUUGGAGUCGGCUUGCGGGCCCGCGGCGGCCGCCCAUGGAGAAGGCCGGGCGGGGAGGCGAUGGCGCCCCCCGGGGGCCCGUACUGCACAUCGUGGUGGUCGGCUUUCAUCACAAGAAGGGCUGCCAGGUUGAAUUCUCUUACCCGCCCCUGAUUCCAGGAGAUGGACAUGACAGCCACACUUUACCUGAAGAAUGGAAGUAUUUGCCCUUCCUUGCCUUACCAGAUGGCGCACACAACUACCAGGAAGAUACUGUGUUUUUUCACUUGCCACCCAGAAAUGGAAACGGAGCCACAGUAUAUGGUAUCUCCUGCUACCGACAAAUUGAAGCCAAGGCAUUGAAAGUACGGCAAGCAGAUGUCACCAGAGAGACCGUUCAGAAAAGUGUCUGUGUUCUAAGCAAGUUGCCUCUCUAUGGCUUACUUCAAGCAAAACUUCAGCUCAUUACGCAUGCAUAUUUUGAAGAGAAGGAUUUUUCCCAAAUUUCCAUUCUAAAGGAGCUUUAUGAACAUAUGAAUAGUUCCUUGGGAGGAACUUCAUUAGAAGGAUCCCAAGUGUAUCUUGGUCUGUCUCCUCGAGAUCUUGUGCUUCAUUUUCGACAUAAGGUCUUAAUCCUGUUUAAACUAAUUCUUCUUGAAAAAAAGGUUCUCUUUUAUAUUUCUCCAGUGAAUAAAUUGGUGGGUGCCCUGAUGACUGUAUUAUCCCUUUUUCCAGGCAUGAUUGAACAUGGUCUCAGUGACUGUUCUCAGUACAGACCCCGAAAGAGUAUGUCUGAAGAUGCUGCGCUUCACGAAAGUAAUCCCUCUGCAAAUGAUUUUCUUUCUAUGUCUGCUCCUGACAUUUCAAAUACCAACUCAGGAACUGUUAAGAAAAUUAUAACAGGAAGCCAUGGAGGAGAUGUUGGCAUCAAGACCGAAGAACCAUUGCUCCAAAUAGAAGAUGACAGCAGCAAAGGACAAGAACCCGAUGAUACUAGUCAAUAUUUGAAACCUCCUUCCCGCCCAUCUCCAGAGUCUUCAGAAAGUGACUGGGAGACCUUGGAUCCUAGUGUCUUAGAGGACCCUACCUUGAAAGAAAGGGAACAGGUUGGGUCAGAACAGACAAACUCAUUUCCAAAGGAGUCUUUACCCUCAGACAGUCCUCCAAUUACUGUACAACCUCAAGCUAACACGGGCCAGGCGGUCCUGAUACCAGGGCUAAUUUCUGGUUUGGAAGAGGACCAAUAUGGCAUGCCCCUGGCCAUCUUCACAAAGGGAUAUCUGUGUUUGCCUUAUAUGGCAUUGCAGCAGCAUCAUCUUCUCUCUGAUGUCACCGUCCGUGGAUUCGUUGCUGGGGCUACUAACAUCCUUUUCCGACAACAGAAGCACCUCAGUGAUGCUAUUGUGGAGGUAGAAGAAGCUCUGAUCCAGAUCCAUGAUCCAGAACUCAGGAAGCUGCUUAACCCAACUACUGCAGACCUCAGGUUCGCAGAUUACCUGGUGAGGCACGUGACUGAGAACCGGGAUGAUGUCUUCCUAGAUGGCACAGGCUGGGAGGGAGGCGAUGAAUGGAUCCGAGCCCAGUUUGCUGUCUACAUCCACGCGUUGCUGGCUGCCACACUGCAGUUAGAUAAUGAAAAGAUAUUAUCGGACUAUGGGACAACCUUUGUUACAGCCUGGAAGAACACUCACAACUACAGGGUGUGGAACAGCAACAAGCAUCCGGCACUUGCGGAAAUAAAUCCGAAUCAUCCUUUUCAAGGCCAGUACUCAGUGUCAGACAUGAAGUUAAGAUUCUCACAUUCUGUUCAAAACAGUGAACGUGGCAAAAAAAUUGGAAACGUCAUGGUCACAACCAGCCGAAAUGUUGUCCAAACAGGAAAAGCUGUUGGCCAGUCAGUUGGAGGAGCUUUUUCCAGUGCAAAGACAGCUAUGUCUUCAUGGCUUUCUACUUUCACCAGUCCCAGCCCCCAGAGCCUCACUGAGCCACCUGACGGGAAGCCUUGAGUGUCCAGAGACUGCUGUCGCUUUCCUUAGGUUUAAGUGUUUCCUGUCUGUCUGCUGCUCCCAGACUGUUCCUCUUCAUCAACCACAGGUCCACAACAGGGGACCAGCACGUCAAACUGUUUACAUGGACAGUUGCCCUUUGUCUAAAUGAAUGUCGCACGAUGCUGGAAAGAUGAAAUUGCAGCCGUAGCAGGGAUGGCUCUCCAGGUUGGGGUUUAAAUUGACUACUUUUUUUUCAGUCUGAGCCUGAUUAAAACACAUAAUGAAACUUCUCAUGAAUUUUCAGUUCUGAUAUUAUACACUUGUUUACGUUAGAAAAGGUUUUACUUAUGUAAAUUUUGUUCUCUUUUCCUGUUUGAAUAUCCAGAUGGCCACUGUAAUUUAUAUGUGCUAAAAUUAAGUUAUAUUACUAUUUGAAUUUCUCUCAAGUUGGCCCUAAAAUGUGCUUAUAAAGGGGCCAUACAGUCCAGCCCUUUGUUAUUACUUUGCUGAAUUAUAUAAUGAUUUUUUGGUUUAUUGGCUUUCUACCUACAAGACACAUUUAUUGAGUCGCUUCCUCCCAGAAACAUGAAAGCCAGAGGCAGUAGUUCUGGGGAUGGAGUGUUUUAUGUUCUUAAUUUAUUCUUCCCCAGUAAACACUUGCUCUGAGGCAUCAGAGAGUUUCACUGUGCUUUCCUCCGCUUCCCAACUGUGCAAGUCAGUGUGCAGAGAAAUAGCAUGGUGCUGGUUACAAUGGUGUUCCAGCAGUUACAUGCCGAGUGUGUACCUAGGGCGAGACUUCGGAAGAGCUCAGUGUAGUCUGUCAACUCCAGUUAUGUUGCAGCCUUUUAUAAGAGUUUUUAAACCCGCACUUUGUGCCUUCUGUUUCUUCUUUUGAACCGUUUUCACUGGGUGUUUACAGACGUACAGGUUUUUUGCUUAGUGUUACUCUUCAUACGGCAUUUCAAGGCAUUUGGCCUUCCCACUUCCCUGAUGGAAAAUCCUCUUGUAAUCAGUCCCUACCCCCUUAUGAAAGUAUGUAUAAGAGAAAAACAAGAUGAUCUGUAACUAUUAAGUAGAAAUCUCAUCUUUGCUCACAUUUAGAAAAGCAAGAGGAGAAAAACACAGCCAUGACAUCAGUCCUGUUUCACAAAGGACCUCUGGUUUCACUUUAGACACAUGCAUGUGUGUGCUAUCUACUGAGGAUUUGUACACAACUGGACCUCAUGUAUCUGCUGUGCACAGCUCUCAUUUGCUUUUCAAGGGGACUUUGGAUGGGUGUUCUCAGGGAGUACUUACAGGGCACAGACUGCUUUUUCAGUAACAAAGGACACUUGGAAAAUAAAUACCUUGUAAGUAUGAUCUACAUAUGAUAGCAUAUUGGGAAAAUGAGGAAUCUAAUUAAGGAGGACACUUGAUUAUAUUUGAUUUCUCCCUUAAAAGUGAGGUGCCUGGCUGGCUCAGUUGGUAGAGCAUGUGACUCUUGAUCUCAGGGUCAUGAGUUCAAGCCCCACAUUGGGCAUGGAGCCUACUUUAAAAAAAUAAAAUCUUUUAAAAAAAUUAAGAAAUGUUUAUGUAAGAAGUAAAUUUUUCUAGGGCAUGUGAAAUGAACGUAGGGACAUAACUAAAUAUCUCUAAAUUUUCCAAUUUGUGUUUUAACACAAGUCCGCAAAUCUGAAAGUAUACUUCCAUUUGAGCACAGUAAUUCAAAAAUUCAGUGAUGAUCGAUGCAAGGGCUUAUUAUGAGAACUCUAUUAAUUCCACUUGUGCUGGGAAACUUAGCCUUCUCAGGAAAUAUUAUUUGAGGAGAAGAAAGUAAUACCAAACAAAACCUUAAAAGGUACUUCAAUCAGUGUUGCACUGAGACUAUAAAGAAUUCAUUCUAACAUCUUGUUUCAUGAGGCCAUGUCACUAGUCAGAGUGUCAGAGUGCGUUAGCGUGCGGUUGUUACUUCACAUCUGCCUGACAUUCACAAUGUGAGAGCACUGUGACCGGUUAGCCAGCACAUUGCUGGUCCAUCCUUCAUUCUGUAUGGUGUGUGGUUUAGGGUAAACUCCCAUCUCACUGUGCAGAAGCAGACCAAUCCACACUUUGAUAUCCCACUGAAAUAAAAAGAGUGAAGCUUUGCUUUAGGAUCACUUGUUCCCCCACUUUAAUAUACACUUUUACACAAGCUUUCUCACUAAGGUUUCUAGUUAAGAGUUCAACUCUUAAGGUGGUCGUUUUACUGGCUUUCAGCACAAAGUGAAUAUCUCAAAAGAUAGAACUUUUGUCCAAGAAGUAGUCAAAAGACUAACGAUAUUUCCUUCAGUUUUUUGGGGGUGUUGGAGUUUUCAGGGAGCAUAAGCUAGUAUGUUGUUGGCAGGGGCCCUGGGGCAGCCAGCAGUCGGUUUCUAUCUAUUUAAUAAUUUCUCCCUGAUGGCAGGAAGCCUGGCCCCUUGUCUCGUGAGCCUACAUGCUUGUUUCUUGGAUUCCAGGUGUCAGCUGAGUGGCCAGCCCCAGAAACUGUAGCCUCCUUGGUUCUCUGAGGCCGUCUUUGGACAUGCCACUCAAAGAGGAUGCAUUGUUUAGCCAUGCUUGCUCUGGUGCUUUUAUGUCUAAGAACUGAGUACUUGUAAGUAGGCCUGAGGGGGCAGCAUCAGCCAGGCUUUUCCAGAGUGUGCCAGGCACGUGGACUGCAUCUGUAGCUUGGCAGUGACCUCACUGCUAUCUAGGUAACUUAAAGGUAGUGCUGGGAAGAAGUCCCUGGCAUUAUUUAGUUCCUACUAAGGCAUUGUAAUGACAGUUUACAUGGGGAAAGGAAAAGAGUUAAGGCUACCAACCACCUCUGGGCUAAGUGAAUAGAAAAAGUUGCAUGUCAGAGAGAGGCUUAGAGUUACCUUGCAUAUGGAUUUGACUCAUGUAGCCAGGAUGAAUAGCCUAUCCCCAGAUCCACCAGUGGUUUACUAGUGCCCAAGCUCUAGAACAAUCCUCAUCUACUUUUUGCUUAAAGAAGCAGCAGAAAUACCCUGGGGCAGCAAACCAGAGCAUAUGUUGCGAUUUCCUCAAUCUUAUCUUGCUUUCUGAGUUCUGUAUUAAGCAUUGGCUUUUCUUUCCUUUUUUUUUGGGGGGGGGGGGGCUUUUCUUUCCUUAAGAAUAAUUUACUUUAGAAAGGCAAGGAGAAAGCAAAUUUGCAAGGGAGACAAGUUAGAAGUUGCAAGGCUGAGGAACAAGGUACUUCAAAUCUGAAUGAAGGUAUCUUGAAAGCAGUAUUUAAUGUGCUAAUGGCUACAAGAGCUCUUUUACAAAGAAGGUAGAAUUUUUAAUCUGCUAGUUACAAGUUAUAAAAUGAAGCUAUAACCUCUCCCUGGCAGGUUUUGUUCUUACUUUGUUUUGUGGAAGUUACAGCCAGUGGGUUUUUUUUUUUUUUUCUCCCCUCUGGGCCUGGUAAUGAGCUGGCGAGCACUCAGCUUUGUGAGGGGCAGUGGACUGAUCUUGAACAGCGUAAUAAACAUUUAUGUGUCAGUAGUUUGGGCAAGUAGCCUGUUAGGACGGUAGCUGCUAAAUAUUGCCAUUGUUUUUACAAUGGAGUUGGCUAGGACUCUUGAAAUGGCAUCAGCAUUUGCAAGCUCUGAUUCUUUGACCAGAGGUGGUACAGCAUUUGUGGCCUUUCCACCCUGAUCAGAGGUAGCCUCUAAGGCUGACGGGGAACACGGCCCCAGCUUCUAGAUGAUUGUCGUUCCACGUAACUCAGUAUGCCACUAGGAGUUUUUCAUUCCAGGUCUUUAGAAUUCAUGACAUUGGAAUUGUUUUGUUAUAAUUUCCAACAUUCCAUAAAUAUUUGUCAAGGACAAAGGAAAGGAAUGUGGAUCUUUAUUCUUUUCGUAUAAAUGACUUUGUACACAUGACUAUCUGCUUUCAUACGAAGGGGAAGAAAUUAGCUCAAGGGAGGAGCUCCUCCCUUGUGUGAUAACUCCAGAUUUAAACGAUGUGCACGUAGAGGGGUUGAGUAUAUUUUGUAAAACUCUAAUGAUUUGUAUUUCUGUGCUGUUCUAAAGUUUACCUUUUUACUCAUAUUAAUUAAAGAUAUAUAAACUAUAUAUUUAAAUCAUGCAAGUGGGACACAAUUUAGGGUUUUGGUUUUUUUUCCAGUCUUAUUUUUCAUCAGCAUCUCACACAUAGUAUGCUGCUCAAAUUUUUUUGUGUGCAAUAUGAACAUUUGAACAUUUCAGUCAGGUACUGAGCCAGAAAAGGUAAUUGAAGUUUUUUUAGGAAGCUUCUGUGCUUAGAAAAUAUUUUGUUUUCUUGAAAUGUUAAUUUAUAGCUGGGAAAAUGGGAUCAAGACUUAAUGUGUUUCAAGCCGCUUGGUCAUUGGUUCCUAAAUUUAGGAAGCAUUUGAUUAACAAGUUAGUGAAGGCAUUUAGUGAUCACAAAAAUAGUUUAAAUAUUUGAGAUUAAAGGCUUCCCAUAACCCUCCCCAAGAAAGUUUAGCUAAGAAGUCUUAGAAAGUUUUCUGAGGAGGUUUAGCUGUGGCACACGUUUUGAUCAGAAAGAUAGUUUCUCUUUGCUCCAAUAGUUUUAUAAUUUGUACUAGUUAUUUGUUUCUGUUGUCAUUUGUUUUUAAAAAAAAUGUUAAAUGAUAAAUCACGUCUAAUCAUAGUGAAUUGUAAAACUUCUGUAUCUUUAUUUUAAGGAAAAAUAAGAAUAAAAUUAUCCUGU
Molecule: messenger RNA, 6816 nt
Organism: Nyctereutes procyonoides (raccoon dog)
Lineage: Eukaryota; Metazoa; Chordata; Mammalia; Carnivora; Canidae
Gene: AVL9
Product: AVL9 cell migration associated
Exons: 16
Coding region: 190-2139 (649 amino acids)
Cellular component (GO): cytoplasm
Source: RefSeq, a predicted model, not a curated record